Molecule: messenger RNA, 4420 nt
Organism: Chenopodium quinoa (quinoa)
Lineage: Eukaryota; Viridiplantae; Streptophyta; Magnoliopsida; Caryophyllales; Amaranthaceae
Product: protein slowmo homolog
Exons: 2
Coding region: 1563-2120 (185 amino acids)
Biological process (GO): phospholipid transport
Cellular component (GO): mitochondrial intermembrane space
Molecular function (GO): phosphatidic acid transfer activity
Source: RefSeq, a predicted model, not a curated record
GAAUAAUCAAUAAUAGAUCUUUAUCCUCAAAACGCGUCCGGUGAAGACUGAACCCCCAAUCUCCUAAGGCUUCGCAUCUAGUCUUUCCAAUAUAUUGACCGCCAUUAAAAAAAAGGAAAAAUUGCGAAGAAGGUCCUUUUAAGUGGUCGACCUUGUGAGAAAUUAAAGGUCCUUUAAAAAAAAUGGUGGCACAAAAGGUCCUUUAUGGCGAUUGGGUAGUGAUGAGGGUCCUUUGACCAAACUCCAGCGUUGACCUCCGUUUUCCGGCCAAAAAAAGUCACGUGUUGUGCACGUGAUCACUUAAAUCAGUUUUUUUUUUUUCUUUUCUUUUCUUUCCUCUUCAUCUUCUUCCUCCCUUUGAAUUCCACACCUCCAUGAAUGGCAUUUCCGGCCAGACCUCCGCCCACCACACCUCCACCUCCGGCAACAAGGAACCCCAUCCCUUUCCCCCACCCUUUCUCCCUUUCAAAAACACUCCAAACGAACCUUCCCUUGCGCAAGACCAACAUUAACCCACGCAACACCAAUCAGCCAUCGCAAGCAGCCACCACUCCACCAAUUCCAGCCAACCGACAACGCAAAUAACAACAAUUACAUCAACAAUAACAACAACCACAGCAGUGUUGCCACCUUCCCUUCACUGUAAACAACCCACCUUCACCGUCAAUUCUUUACAUCUCCAACCAAUCAACCUCCUCACACUCCAACAACAGUAGCAACCCUUGCUUUCUUUGCCACCAAGCUCCACCACCCUGAAAGCCCCCUUCCUUACCUUGUCUCCCUUAAAACCCUUCUCCACUCUUACGAACCACUCAACAACAUCAAUUAAUUUCCACUCUCAUACCAUCUCCCUCAUUUUGCAUCACUGGCAAUCUCCCCACAAUUGCACCUUGGUAGCACCAACAAUCGAAGCAACAACACAGGAAUACCCUCUUGAUUUGAUUUAAUUUAAUUUCAGAAAAGCAACAUUAGGGUUGAAUUUUAGAGAAGUAGCAUAGUAAUACCCCACAACUACUGAAGAAUUUUAGAGAAGGAACAACUUUAGAGAAGCAACAUAGUAAUACCCCAUCACUACUGAAGAAUUUCAGAAAAAAAAAAAGUAACAAUUUUAGAGAAGCAAUACAGUAAUACCUCACCACUACUGAAGCAACAAUGGCACCUUCUAUUGUAAGGGGAAAAGGGAAAUCGAGGAAGAAGAGGAAAAAAAAAAAAAAAAAAAAAAAAAAAAAAAAAGCUGAUUUAAGUGGUCACUUGCACAGCACGUGACUUUUUUUGGUUGGAAACGGAUGUCAGCGCCAGAGUUUGGUCUAAGGACCCUCCUCACAACCCAAUCGCCUUAAAAGAACUUUUUGUGCCACCCUUUUUGAAAAUGACCUUUUUCACAAGCUCACCGACUUAAAAACACCUUCCUCACAAUUUUUCAUGAAAAAAUAAAAAAUAAAAAAAAUGUAUUACUCCUCAAGAAACAAAUAAGAGAAAAUAGCUCUGCAAAAAUCCACCCCUAACUCAUCUCUACUUUGAUCUCUCUUUUUCAAUCUUCCCAAAUCUCACAAGGGGGCGUGAUGGUGAAGGCCUACAAACAAGAGCAUGUCUACCAGCAUCCAUGGGAAAGAGUGACAUCUGCAUCUUGGCGCAAAUUUUCUGAUCCAGAGAACAAACGCACUCUCUCUCACAUCCUUGAAGUUGACACUUUGAAUAGGAAGCUAGAACCUGAUACUGGGAAGCUUUACACCACUAGGGCAAUCACAAUCCAUGCUCCUGGACCAUGGUUUAUUCGCAAGAUGGUUGGCCAGGAUAUCUGCCAUUGUGUUGAAUCUACGGUUGUUGAUGCUCAAUCACGUUCAAUGCAACUUAUUACUCGGAAUGUUAGUAUGCAGAAGUUUGUUGAGGUUGAGGAGAAAAUACGGUAUGAUCCUCACCCUGACAAUCCCUCUGCAUGGACUCUCUGCAGACAAGAGACUAGCAUCAGGAUAAAGCCAUUGUCAGCCCUUGCUUCAAUGGCAGAGAAGGUGGAGCAGCGAUGUGUUGAUAAGUUCUUGCAGAACAGUGUCAAGGGCAGAGAGGUUAUGGAGAGAAUGUGUAAGUAUCUCGAAGCUGAAUCUAGUGGAAUGUCCAUUUGAUUCUGCUGUUGAUCUCAUUUGAUUAUAUAUUUGCUAGAACAAGGUUCUGAAUUACAGACCCUUUUAAGAGGAAAUAGAGAUAGAAUGUUCAAAUAAUGUAUAAGCAUGAGCUUAAGAACUUGAGAGCUUAGAAACUAGAAGUCUUGUUGGACUUGCCGCAAUUUUGGAACCAAUAUACUUUUCCCAGUUAAUCUAACAUGAUUAUAUGAGUCAGCAUUCCUGUUAUUUUUUGAUACGAAACUGUUUUACAAGUUAAUACCUUUUGAAAUAUGGAUGUUGCAAGACAUGCUUUUGUUUUAGUACACAAUUAUGUGGGGUCUUGUUGAUUAAUUGAAUGGAAGGUUGUCAUGUUCAUGUUAUACAUAUGAUGUAAGUAUAUGACUAUAUGAGCAUAUGAUUGAAACAAUGGUACCGUCUGUGUUUAUAACUCAUAAGAAACAAUUUUUACUGGUUAAUUCCUUUUGCUUAUAUAAGGUGGGAAGUUGGUGAAAUUGAUCUAGUGAAUCAGGAAUGGAGAACCUUAUUUGUAUUCAUUGGAGAUUUUGGCUAACUUGCAUACAUUAUUUUGAAUGCUUUGUGCUUAUGCAUAUUAAAUGGUGUUAUUGCUUCUUAGUACCAUGGACACUCGUGAACUUUCACAGGAUUAGGCCUAUAUUACUAUAACCCUUCUUUUAUUAGGAUUUGUUGUUUUUGUAAGUCAGCAUAUUGUGAAAAUUUGGUGGUUCUUCCCCAUAAGAAAAAAUAGGAAAAAAAAAAAAAAGAAAUUUUGGUGAAUUUCCCUGAAUGAUACCAAUGAGAAUGUUUAAGCUCAAAUACUCGUAGUUGAUAAGAGGUGAAUAAUUUUUGUGAUAGAUUAUAGGAAAGAGUUUGCAUUAUGCAAAUUUUCUGGCAGGCAAUUUAUUGAAGCUGUUAGAGUUGAAUAUAUUGGCCGGUAGACUGGUUUCUUCUUUGAUGGUCUGCCAUGGUGCUCCUUGGACUAUUAAGUUACUUUCAGUAUAUCCUCUUGUUGCUUUCUAGAGAUGCAGAAGACUAAAAAUGCAAGUCUUGUGAAAAAGAGUGAGUAUAAAAUAACCGAAGGAGAGAGAGUGAGAGUAUCAGGCAUUAUCCUCAAACUAUAUCCAGUGGACAAUAUUAGGUGAUGGAGGAAAGAAAUUGUAAAGAUGGAAAAUUGAGAAAACUAUUGAGUUGGAAAUGGUGUAACUGAACUCAUAGGUUAAUCUCGUUAGUAAGUUUUGAAUUAUGAUGAUUAGAUUGAGUGUUUAAUGGAGACUUCUAUAGUUCUUAUUAAGACACUUGAAAGGACUGUUUACAGACUCGCCUAGCUGGAAAUGAUGAAGGCAGCUAACAAAUCAGAUGUUAUGUUGACCUUAGCCAAAUUGUAGUUCAGAGUAGAGUUAGUUUCCUCUAGAUUGAGAUUAAGGGACUACCAGACAGUUGGUAAGCCACCCUUAACCUAAGAGCAAGAAAUGCUUGUUCUUACUGCUUGCAAGUGUGAUGUGGCAUCUGGCAAGCCGCACGAUAUUUUGUGAUUCCAGUUGCCUGGUAUAUUUUGUGCACCCUUCCAGAGGUUCAUCUUUGAAGUAGGAAUUUCUCUCCUAGACUUAUCGAAGAAUUUCUGUUUUCUAUUCGAGGCUUGCCUCAAUAUCCCUUGCAACAAGAUAAUAUAUGGUAGUGGAUUGGAAGCUUAGAGACAUAAGAUCAAUAGCUGUGUAAUUUACUGCAUAUCUCACUUUGGAUGUCAAAACAGUUAAAUGAUUGAAUUAGCAAACUGUCUGCAACCAUUCUACAGUCGGAAAUUACUAUAGUGGUCAUUUGGUUGCACUUAAAAAUUACAGAGUACUCCGUACACUUUAAAGUUCCAAUUCUUGUGGAAAGUGUAGGAAGGUGUUUGGCUGGCUACAUAACGCCGGACUUCCCUAGGCCGGAUUCAGCAAGCAACUUCCCUUAUUCUCUGUAUUUUGUCAACUAAACAAUUCCAAAUAUUAUACGUCCUGCAUAAGUAUCUGCUUAAUUAAACUGACUAUAUGUAUACUUGUAUGACUAUCCUUACUCGUUUCGCCAGGCAAUAAAUGGAGUGUAAAGUGUAUGAGUAGAAAGAACACUUCUUGCCCAUGCAACGUGGUAUGGCGAAAAUCAUGCCUCCCCAUAUUCAUUCACUUGAUGAAUGCACAUGGAAUGUUGAAGCAGACUGUAAUAUCAAUUGCAGCUGUCAACCUUUCAACAGUAAAAUUCUAUAGAGAGCUAAAAUAACGUUUAUAUUCCAACUAUCAAUCCCAAAAAAAAAAAAAAAAAAAAAAAAA